CUGUUGUAUGUCUGCAGUGUCUGGUCAUCUCCUGUACUGUGUCCACAGUCUCUGGUCAUCUCCUGUACUGUGUCAGCAGUCUCUGGUCAUCCCCUUCACUGUCUGCAGUCUCUGGUCAUUCCCUGCACUGUCCGCAGUCUCUGGUCAUCCCUGUACUGUCCGCAGUCUCUGGUCAUCUCCUGCACUGUGUCCGCAGUCUCUGGUCAUCUCCUGUACUGUGUCCGCAGUCUCUGGUCAUCUCCUGUACUGUGUCCGCAGUCUCUGGUCAUCUCCUGUACUGUUUCUGCAGUCUCUGGUCAUCUCCUGUGCUAUGUCCGCAGUC
Messenger RNA from Staurois parvus, 322 nucleotides. The record is from the annotation of a GenBank genome assembly. NCBI's taxonomy places the organism in Eukaryota, Metazoa, Chordata, Amphibia, Anura, Ranidae.